Molecule: messenger RNA, 3238 nt
Organism: Condylura cristata (star-nosed mole)
Lineage: Eukaryota; Metazoa; Chordata; Mammalia; Eulipotyphla; Talpidae
Gene: TRMT13
Product: tRNA methyltransferase 13 homolog (S. cerevisiae)
Exons: 11
Coding region: 118-1566 (482 amino acids)
Biological process (GO): tRNA methylation
Source: RefSeq, a predicted model, not a curated record
ACCUGAGUGGGGGAAAUCCUGCGGUAGCCAUAUUUGUUGAGGGAAUGGGACCCGAGGGAAACUGCCAACUUUUACUCUCUUCGCCCGCUGCUUGCUACCCGAAGGGAGCCUUGAGUUAUGGCGUCUUCUGUGCCAACGCCGCACGCGACUGGCUUUCCAGCGGAAGGUCGAUGCGGUUAUUACGUGGAAAAGAAGAAGCGGUUCUGCAGGAUGGUGGUGGCAACAGGGAAAAGGUUCUGUGGCGAACACGCUGGAGCCGCGGAGGAGGAAAAUUCUCGGAAAAGAAUCCUGUGUCCUUUAGAUCCAAAACACACAGUAUAUGAAGACCAACUAGCAAGGCAUUUGAAGAAAUGUAACUCAAGAGAGAAGCCAAAACCCGACUUCUUCAUUCAAGACAUUAAUGCAGGCUUAAAAGAUGAAACAGAAAUACAUGAAAAAUUGGUUCCAAUUUCUUCCCUCUCUGAAGAGCAGUUGGAAAACUUAAUUAAGAAAUUGAGAAGAGCAAGUGAAAGUUUGAACUCUACACUUAAAGAUCAAAUUAUGUCCCAUCCAGCACUGCAUGAUGCCCUUAAUGACCCUAAAAAUGGUGAUUCUGCAACCAAACACCUGAAACAGCAGGCUUCUAUUUUAGGUAACAUUGAAAAAUUAAAGUUACUUGGUCCAAGAAGAUGCUUUGUUGAGUUUGGAGCAGGAAAGGGAAAAUUAUCUCACUGGGUUGAUAUUGCCUUAAAAGAUGCUGAAAAAGUUCAUUUCAUCCUGGUAGAAAAGGUGACCACAAGAUUCAAGGUAGAUGGCAAACACAGAAAGAAAAAUUCAGUGUUUGAAAGACUUCAAAUUGAUAUUCAACACUUGUGUCUGAGUAAGAUUCCUGUUCUAAGCAAAGAAAAACUGCCUGUAGUAGGAAUUGGAAAGCACCUGUGUGGUGUGGCAACAGAUCUUGCAUUACGAUGUUUGGUUGAAACCUAUGCUGCCAGUUGUGAGGAAAGAAAUGAAGAACCUUUAGCCAAACGCAUAAAGAAUGAUAAAACAGAAAAAGAAAUUAACACUUUGGCCAAGGAAGGAAAUGAAAAAAAUGUGCCAGAGAAGUGGACCCCUGUGGCUGGCAUUGUUAUUGCGCUCUGUUGUCACCACAGGUGUGAUUGGAGACAUUAUGUGGGCAAAGAAUAUUUCAAGGCUCUAGGCCUUGGAGCGGUGGAAUUCCACUAUUUCCAGCGAAUGAGUAGCUGGGCGACUUGUGGGAUGCGGAAGACAUCUUUGGAAGCCUCAAAUAUUACCACAGUGAGAAAAGACCAGAAGAAUGAUGACAGUGAAGAGCAUGAUGAUGGGGGAUACAGCAGAAUCACAGAUGACAGUGCUGAGAAUUUGCCUGGGUUUCUUACUGUUGAAGAAAAGAAGAAAAUAGGGCAACUUUGUAAAUUACUGAUCGACCAAGGCCGAUUCGAGUACUUGCAACAGAAGGGAUUCAGUCCUGCACUCCAGUACUAUACAGACCCUCUGGUGUCUUUGGAAAAUGUGUUGUUAACUGCUUUACCAAAUCAUUCUUCAUCACCAGAAACAACUACUUAAUGGAAAGAAAUUUUGAACAUCUGUCUUCGACCAAAACAAAGAUGCAAAACAUUUUAAAUUGUAUUUUUAUAUUCAUGGAAAUAUAAUUAGCAGAUAAUAUGAACUUUUAAAAAUGUGGCCUCAAUGAACCUUAACAAUAGCUUUGUGUUUUACUUCACAAGUCCAAACAGAGAAUUCACCAAAUUCCAAGUAAUCCUCUUCUCAUGUCUGUUCAGCAGGACAUCUUGAAGUAUAUUAUCCAUCAGUACUUACAGAGGUUGGUGAUGUAGACGAACAACUUACUUGGUUAUCUGAAACAUACAUCAUAUGUCAACACAUAACUAGUACAUCUAUUUUUGAUUUCCAUUAAUUUUUGAAAUAUUUUGCUUUGGUUUUACUUAAUGCUUCUGCAGUUCAAGAUGUAAUGAUCAGUUGUCAGUUUGUAACAAGGGUGAAUCUGAGAAUUUCCGCAUGUAGGGAUUUUUUUUUUUCAUGCAGAUAUGGAAAAUAUAAUCAAUUGUGAUAUUUUUCCAGUGCAAAGGAAUUCAAAGGUGUUCACAAUCAAUGAAAUUCCCUUUCAGAUUUUCAGAGUAUUGCUUGUAUUUAAUUAUUACUAGAUUGGCCUAAGGUAAAUACCAAAAUUGAAGAGAUUAUUUUCAAGGAAAGAAAAUAUGGUUUCAAGUUGAUUUUUUUUCUGUUGGAUAGUAACCUAGAGCGCUAACUAGAAUUUCCAAAAAGAUACUUAGAAGACUUAUUCACAAAUUAAAUAGAAAUUUACAAAUUACUUUUGAAGGUGAUUAGGUAUCUCAUUUUCUUUUAGCAGACCAUAUCUACAUUUAUAAAUACAAUAUACACUGAUUCUUCCCUGUGUGUGGAAAUAAGUUAAAACAGAAAUUAGGUAAUAAAACCAAAAACUUUAUCACAUUCAGGCCUCAUUUAACUUGUAACCAGUUUCUAUGCACAAACAAAUAUUAUAAACCAAACAUAUGGCAGGACUGUUAUUCUUUUCCACAUCUGAUCCAUUAUUUCUCUUUAUUUUUGAAAACUUAACUUACUUAACAUUUGGUACAUUUGUCAAGAUAAAGAUUCAGAAUUAAUAUAGAUACUAAGUUAAUAUUUUUAGCUAGCUUUUAUCUUGUCGGCCUAUGAUUACAUGAAUAGUAAAUUAAAAGCCUAGGCUAUUUGUAAUUCCUAACCUUCCUACUUUAGGUUAAGCUCACAUUUUCUGACACUACCUAGGUUCAAAUUCAGACUAUCACUUCUCAGCUGUAUAAUCAUAGGCAAAUUAUUUAAUCUUCAUGUGCCUCAAUAUCUUCUUCAAAUGGGGAUUAUGAUAAUGAUACCUACCUCACGAGGUUGUUGUAAACAUCAAGUGUAAGACCUAUAAAAUGCUAACAAUUCAGAACUCAGAGUACUCAAUAAAUACUCAACUUAUUAAGAGUCCUAAUUCUUGAAUCUUUAUUUUUCCUUUGUUCUUCAGUUUUUUAAGUCAUGUAGGCAUACUCGAUUUUAUUAUCUCUUUAAGUUGUAACUUUUUCUUUUGUUGUAAGUUUGUCAGAUAUUAUUAAAGUAAGGUGUUCGGAUUGUUUUUUAAGUAGUGACUCAUGUGACCCCAUCAAGUAAAUGAAGAUAACACAUUCAUCAAUUAGCCUGAUUUACUAGGUCAGGCAAUGUCACUUUGCAUGAUACAAUC